Molecule: messenger RNA, 3093 nt
Organism: Bombus huntii
Lineage: Eukaryota; Metazoa; Arthropoda; Insecta; Hymenoptera; Apidae
Exons: 8
Coding region: 1-1269 (422 amino acids)
Source: RefSeq, a predicted model, not a curated record
AUGGCGUUAGAAUUACCGGAUGUUCCUCCUAUGGAAGAUGUGUUCCGGAAUUUAGAAAUUCCACCAAAUUCGCAUUUAAUUACAGAAGAACCAUAUACUUCCGUUAUAGGACGUUUGAUGCAAGAUGAAAUGAAUUUCGGGAUACUAUCCGAACAUGAUAUGGAACAAUACGUAGCCAGACCAGAGCUAUCCUUAAACGAAAUACGAAGAUUUCCUUGGGAUCAAUCGGCAGAAAUUCAUGAGGAAUCGGUGCAAGUUCCUUUUGUUGAUGUUAACAGAUUUGAGAUUGAGACAAUUGAAACUGAAAGAGAAACACGAGUAGCAUCCGCUGAAAAUGAUCAACAGAAAUCCUUUGUCGUUCCUAGAGGCUCGGAUGUUAAAAAGUCUGCGAAUUCUAGGAAAAGAACUUUAAUAUCUCCAACAGAAAUUCCUGCGAAAAGAAGCAAAAUAAGUCCUGCAGAAGAUUUACCACCUCCGCUUCCAAUAGAACCACCACCACCACCGAUAGACGAACCUCCAUCUGCACCUGAAUUACCAUUUCAAUUACAGCAAGGUUUAUCAGUUCUUGAAAAUAUAGAAUUAAUUGAAGUAGUAAAGCCAAAAAAGACAAGAAAAUGUUUCGAUGAACGAACUCAACUGUCUGGUAGCGUCAUGCGAAAAUAUAUCAGAAAUGUUUUCGUUCAUACAAGACCUCUUUGGAGAGAAAGGUCUACGUCUAUUUUACUACAAGGAACUGAAUAUCUAAGACAACCAUCAACGAAAAUUGCCAAUAAAUCGUGGGGAAAAACAUUAAAUAAAUUGUUCAGUAGUUGUCUUACGAAACCAUUGGCGCAAACGGUUCAAAACGAUUUUCAAGAUGUUCUUGAUUUUGAAAUUGAACAGACAACAGCUGGAGAAACUAUUCGUGUGGGCGCUUUAAGUAGACUACCGGAUCAGACAGAUGAAUUAUCAUCAAGAAAGCUUAUGUUUACUGCACCUGAAAUUACUUAUCAAUCUAAAACAUUAGAAAAAAUCCUCCAAACAGAAAAUCUCGUAGCAGGGGAAGAAGAAGAGCCUCCUGAAGAGCAAAGAAAAGAAACAAAGAAGUUUGAAGAACCUCUAAUUGAACUUCCUGAAAUUACAGGUUUUGAAGAAAAAAUUGGAGAAAGGACAAUAACAGAAAAAUCAUCUGAUGGGAGAAAUGCAAAAUCCAGUUCUUCCUCCGUGUCAGUUAUUUUUGCUUCAUACUGUUACAAAUACAUGAAUCUAAUACAUAUUACCAACAGUUAAUUGAACAUUUUAUAAAAAUUGUUUUCUUGUUGUAGUUCAAAGACACAUUUAAACAAAAAAGAGUUAUUAGCAUUAAUGGAAACUCAUUGGAGUGAAAGGACAUUCAUAAAAUUUCAUGAUGUAAUUUCACCAGAGAGUUGUAAUAAAUUUGAUGCUGCAUCCACCUUUGUACAAUGUUUAGGUAAAUUUAAAUUAAUUAAUAUAAUUUUAUUAUCUUUUACUCUCUAUUGUUAUGUCUUCACUUAAAUUUGAACGUACAGAAGAUUCUCAAUGAUGAUUGACAUAUAUUUCAAAUAUUUAGAACUCCAUGCAAAGAAAAAGAUAAUUCUGAAACAGGCUGAAUCUUUUGAUACAAUUUGGAUACAGAAAUACCCUUAUUAUACUUCAGAAAGUGGUAACAGCACUGCUGCAGCAUCAUGAUUAACUCUUCAUAAUUAACCAUAUAAAAAUAUACUACUUAUUAAAAUAUUUAUUAUACAAAUUUAUUUUUAUCAAACAAAUAUAUAAUAAACUGCGUAUCAUAUUAUGUAUUUAAUAUAUGAUACACAUAUAAUACAAGCUACAAAUUGUUUUUAAAGUACAAUCAAUCUACUUGAAUUAUUCUGUCAUAUAGUAUGUUUACAACAUAAAUACCAUUGCAGUAAUAAAGCUUUUCUUUGAUAAAUUGUCUUUAUAUAAAAGUAUAUUCUUUCUCAUAUCAUAGAGAGUAGUACCUGCUAUGUUUACAAUAUUGUGCAAAAUUAAUUAUAUUAAUAAUUAUUAUCAAUAAUUAUUAAUAAUUGUUAAUAACAAUUAAUAGUGCUUUCUUUUUAUUCUACAGAAAUCUAAUCUUAUAAUAUAACAAAUGAGUUUUGAUUAUAUUAAAAGCUUAUUUUGUUCAUGAAUAUAUAGCAAGUAAACUCUUUUUAUUCAAGCAAUUUGUGUUGAACAUUCUAACGUGUUCAUUAUUUAUAGGUACUUGUUACAGAGAUAAGAAAGAUAUAUAAGGUGUUUCAGGUGGAGUUUGCAAUUAAUUUCCAUACUAUAGCUCGUUUAAAAAAAUGUUUCAAAUAAAACUUACCUUAUUUCGGAAGGGACCAGGGGUGAUCACAAAUCUUCUCUAGGUGGACGUGUUUCCGAGAUUUUAAGGAGAUCUUUGUUUUUUUUAUACGGAACUGUAUUUUUUUAUUUAAGGAGGUGUGUAGCUCAUUUCGUGACGAAUUCAUCGACUCAUAAUAUGUUGGUACUCGAAGGUCAUUCAUUGCCUUUCAAAAACUUACUUUCUUCGAACGUUCUCAGGAUUUGAUUUACUGAAGUAUUGCAUCGAUUCAGAUGGUAAACAUGAAUCGAAAUUAUACAAAUGAUGCGAUUUAUCGUUAUUCGUAUUUGUUUUUGUUUAUUAAUAACUAUAAUUUGCUACUAGACAGAUAUCCUCAGUUUGUAUGAUAGUUGCUUCGAAGGAAUCAUUAUUGCAAAUAGUAUUAAGGUGUACUUUCUUCCGGUAACGAUUUAAUUUACGACGGUUCAUUAUACGCAAUAAUAAACUCGCAAUAAAUUCGCAAUAAUUUCGCAAUAAGAUUGCCGAUAUGCCUCUAAUUUUGGAAGAAUGUGAGGAAUUUGGAAGAAUUAGUUCUGUCACUUUCGAGAAGGUGCAGCUAUCAUAUAGAAAUAGAGUAAAUAAUUGUACUGACUACAAAAGUCAUCCUUUUGAAUACAUAAGAAACAAUUUCUGGACGUUCAACAACAGUAUGUUUUGAACGGCAAUAAAUGACCUUCAAACAUCAAUAUAUUAUAGUUCGAUAAAUUCAUCCCGGAACGGGUUACAUGCCUAUCUAAAUAAAAACA